This is a messenger RNA of Nelumbo nucifera (sacred lotus), 1391 nucleotides long. The record is from RefSeq and is a predicted model, not a curated record. NCBI's taxonomy places the organism in Eukaryota, Viridiplantae, Streptophyta, Magnoliopsida, Proteales, Nelumbonaceae.
AUGGUACGUCUUUCCGAGGAAUGCGUCCAUAACAGCAUCUUUCCUUGUUACUUGUUUACUCUGGGACAUCAUCUUGAUUUACGGCUUGUUCGGAAUCAGUGGCUUUUGAUUGAUCCUGGGGCAGAGUGUCUCAUGUCAGAGGUGAAUGAAGACAAAACAACUGGAGACUUCAGAGAAAUGGGCUCGAGGCUGGCAGAAGAAGUGACAUCUUUUCUUAGAAGGAAAAUUGAUAAAAUGUCAAGAUCUGGGGGCAUAAAAAAUAUCAAGCUUAGUUUCGUUGGGCAUUCCAUUGGGAAUGUCAUUAUAAGAACUGCCUUAACAGAGACCAUGAUAGAGCCAUAUUUGAAAUACCUAUAUACAUACAUGUCAGUAUCCGGACCACACUUAGGGUAUCUAUACAGCUCAAACUCUUUAUUCAACUCUGGACUGUGGCUUCUAAAAAAGCUCAAAGGAACACAGUGUAUUCACCAACUUACUUUCAGUGACAACCCAGAACUACAGAAAACUUUCUUCUACAAUCUUUGCAAGCAAAAGACAUUGAACAACUUCAAGAACAUAAUCCUUUUAUCCUCACCUCAGGAUGGCUAUGUUCCAUAUCAUUCAGCCAGAAUUGAAUCGUGCCCUGCAUCAUCAUUGGACUACUCAAAGAAGGGCAAAAUCUUCAUGGAUAUGCUAAAUAAUUGUUUGGAUCAGAUCAACAGCCCAUCCUCUGAGACACGCAUUCUCAUGCGUUGUGAUGUUAGUUUUGGCAUCUCUUCCCAAGGAAUGAAUCUGGACACCUUCAUAGGACGUGCUGCACAUAUUGAAUUCUUGGAGUCUGAGAUCUUUUCAAGGUUUUUAAUGUGGACUUUCCCAGAGAUAUUUCGUUAGUGGUUGUCAAAGCCCGUUUUGGUAUUUCUCUCCAUCUGUUAAUCCAGACUCUGUUCCAGAUCUCUCUUACAUGUUUUUCUCAAAGUGAGCUUCAACCAGUGUAGAGGUUAGGGUCUGAAUACCUGUGUGUGUGUGUAUGCCAGAUGACCAUUGAAAUCAUCUCACCUUGGCUUCCAGCAGUCUGUUGAUGGAUACGGGGCAUUCGGGCAUUGUAAAAUAUGAUCGGAAGCUUGAUUUAUCAAAAAAAUAUGAUCGGAAGCUUCAUACAUUCAAAGGUAUUUUGUUUUAAUGAGAAUCAGAAAUGUAAUUAGUUGGUGAGUAAGGCAGAUUCAUUCACUGAUUGUAUUUAUAAAAAAAAAGGAAAAUUGCAGAUUAGUACCUUAGUACCUUAGUACUUUGGGCGUAAUCCCACUUUGGUCUCUGAAUUUCAAAAUGUGUCAAUCCAGAAUCUAAACUUUCAAAACAUGUCAACUUAUUACCUACCAUUAACCAUCCGUCAGUUAAUGAUAUCAUGUCAAAUU